Molecule: messenger RNA, 4458 nt
Organism: Tachyglossus aculeatus (Australian echidna)
Lineage: Eukaryota; Metazoa; Chordata; Mammalia; Monotremata; Tachyglossidae
Gene: PTK2
Product: protein tyrosine kinase 2
Exons: 35
Coding region: 1-3429 (1142 amino acids)
Biological process (GO): signal complex assembly; protein phosphorylation
Cellular component (GO): cytoskeleton; focal adhesion
Molecular function (GO): protein tyrosine kinase activity; ATP binding
Source: RefSeq, a predicted model, not a curated record
AUGUUGUGGGACCGGGCAGGCCGGCGGGCCCCGAAACCAGCAGGUGCAACCUGGAUGGAGAAAAGCGGCUGCAGCCCCUUCCCCAUGUGUUGGGCCAAAGAAUAUGACCGAUACCUAGCAUCAAGCAAAACCAUGGCAGCUGCAUACCUUGAUCCCAACUUGAACCACACUCCGAGUUCCGGUGUGAAGACUCAUCUAAGUUCAGGAAUGGAGCGUUCCCCCGGGACCAUGGAGCGAGUGUUAAAAGUCUUUCACUAUUUUGAAAAUAACAGCGAGCCGACGUCAUGGGCCAGCAUCAUCCGACAUGGCGACGCCACUGAUGUCCGGGGCAUCAUACAGAAGAUCGUGGACAGUCACAAGGUCAAACAUGUGGCCUGUUACGGAUUCCGCCUUAGCCACCUGCGUUCGGAGGAGGUUCACUGGCUCCAUUUGGAUAUGGGUGUUUCCAGCGUGAGAGAGAACUAUGAACUAGCCCACCCUCCAGAGGAAUGGAAAUAUGAACUGAGAAUUCGCUAUUUGCCCAAAGGAUUUCUGAACCAGUUUACUGAGGAUAAACCAACUUUGAAUUUCUUCUAUCAGCAGGUGAAAAAUGACUACAUGUUGGAUGUAGCAGACCAAGUGGACCAAGAAAUCGCUUUGAAGCUAGGUUGCCUGGAAAUUCGACGGUCCUACUGGGAGAUGAGGGGCAAUGCACUGGAGAAGAAGUCCAACUACGAAGUGCUAGAGAAAGAUGUUGGUUUAAGAAGAUUUUUUCCAAAGAGUUUACUGGACUCUGUCAAGGCCAAAACACUGCGAAAGCUGAUCCAGCAGACAUUUCGGCAGUUUGCCAACCUUAAUAGAGAAGAAAGUAUUCUGAAAUUUUUUGAGAUUCUCUCUCCGGUGUACAGAUUCGAUAAAGAAUGCUUCAAGUGUGCUCUCGGUUCAAGCUGGAUCAUAUCAGUGGAGCUGGCAAUUGGUCCAGAAGAAGGAAUCAGUUAUCUUACGGAUAAGGGCUCAAAUCCGACACACCUGGCGGACUUCAAUCAAGUGCAGACGAUUCAGUACUCCAACAGUGAAGACAAAGACAGAAAAGGAACGCUGCAACUCAAAAUAGCAGGGGCACCUGAGCCUCUGACAGUGACAGCCCCAUCCUUAACCAUUGCGGAGAACAUGGCUGACCUGAUAGAUGGAUAUUGCCGGCUGGUGAACGGAGCCUCCCAGUCCUUCAUCAUCAGACCCCAGAAAGAAGGUGAAAGGGCUUUACCAUCAAUACCAAAGCUGGCCAACAAUGAAAAGCAAGGAGCAAGGACACAUACAGUUUCUGUGUCAGGAGCCAGUCACUGUCAGCAUAAAGUAAAGAAAGCUAGACGCUUUCUCCCGUUGGUCUUCUGUUCCCACGAACCUCCACCUCCGGAUGAAAUUAGUGGGGACGAAACGGAUGACUAUGCGGAGAUUAUAGAUGAAGAAGAUACUUACACCAUGCCAUCAAAAAGCUAUGGAAUAGAUGAAGCCAGGGAUUAUGAGAUUCAGCGGGACAGAAUAGAUCUUGGACGGUGCAUUGGAGAAGGCCAGUUUGGAGAUGUGCAUCAAGGCGUUUACACGACUCCGGAGAAUCCAGCCAUGGCAGUUGCAAUUAAAACAUGUAAAAACUGUACCUCCGACAGUGUGAGAGAAAAAUUCCUCCAAGAAGCCCUAACAAUGCGCCAGUUUGACCACCCUCAUAUUGUGAAGCUCAUUGGCGUUAUAACCGAGAACCCGGUCUGGAUCAUCAUGGAGCUGUGCACCCUUGGGGAGCUAAGGUCAUUUUUACAAGUGAGGAAGUUCAGUUUGGACCUGGCUUCUUUGAUUCUGUAUGCCUACCAGCUCAGUACAGCUCUUGCAUAUCUGGAGAGCAAGAGGUUUGUUCAUCGGGACAUUGCUGCUAGGAAUGUAUUGGUGUCCUCCUCUGACUGUGUGAAAUUAGGAGACUUUGGUUUGUCUCGAUACAUGGAAGACAGUACGUACUACAAAGCCUCCAAAGGCAAAUUACCGAUAAAGUGGAUGGCGCCGGAGUCCAUCAAUUUCCGGCGCUUCACCUCAGCCAGUGACGUGUGGAUGUUUGGUGUGUGCAUGUGGGAAAUUUUGAUGCACGGCAUCAAGCCUUUCCAAGGAGUGAAGAACAAUGACGUGAUUGGCCGAAUUGAGAACGGGGAACGGCUCCCGAUGCCUCCGAACUGCCCUCCCACCCUCUACAGCCUAAUGACGAAAUGUUGGGCCUAUGAUCCCAGCAGGCGGCCUCGGUUUACGGAGCUCAAAGCCCAGCUCAGUACCAUCCUGGAGGAAGAAAAGCUGCAGCAGGAAGAGCGGAUGAGGAUGGAAUCGCGGAGACAAGUCACCGUGUCCUGGGAUUCGGGAGGCUCCGAUGAAGCUCCGCCCAAGCCCAGCAGACCUGGUUACCCCAGUCCAAGAUCCAGUGAAGGGUUUUAUCCUAGUCCCCAGCACAUGGUCCAAGCCAAUCAUUACCAGGUCUCUGGCUACCCUGGGCCUCAAGGGGUGCCAGCCUUGGCUGGCAGCAUUUACCCAGGACCUGCACCUCUGUUGGACCAAGCAGAUACCUGGAACCACCGGCCUCAGGAGAUAGCCAUGUGGCAACCGAACCUGGAGGAGUCGGCGGCCAUGGACAUGCGGGGCCUCGGGUCCAUGCUGCCCCCAACACAGCUGAUGGAGGAGAGGUUGAUCCGGCAGCAGCAAGAGAUGGAGGAAGAUCAACGCUGGCUUGAGAAGGAGGAGCGGUUCUUGAAGCCUGAUGUGAGGCUCUCACGAGGCAGCAUGGACCGAGAGGACGGAAGCCUGCCGGGCGGCCCGACAGGGAAUCAACAUAUAUAUCAGCCUGUGGGUAAACCAGAACCCGCAGCCCCGCCUAAGAAGCCUCCUCGCCCCGGAGCCCCUAGUCACCUGGGAAGCCUUGCCAGCCUCAGCAGCCCUGUGGACAGUUACAACGAAGGAGUGAAGCCAUGGAGGCUCCAGCCCCAAGAAAUCAGCCCCCCACCUACCGCAAAUUUGGACCGUUCCAACGACAGGGUGUAUGAGAACGUGACGGGCCUGGUGAAAGCAGUGAUAGAAAUGUCUAGUAAGAUCCAGCCAGCCCCUCCAGAGGAAUAUGUGCCAAUGGUGAAGGAAGUCGGCUUGGCCCUGAGAACGUUGCUGGCGACAGUGGAUGAGACCAUGCCCAUCCUCCCAGCGAGCACUCACCGAGAGAUCGAGAUGGCACAGAAGCUGCUUAACUCAGAUUUGGGGGAGCUGAUCAACAAGAUGAAACUAGCCCAGCAGUACGUCAUGACCAGCCUCCAGCAGGAAUACAAAAAACAAAUGCUCACAGCUGCUCACGCGCUGGCCGUGGAUGCCAAAAACCUGCUCGAUGUCAUUGAUCAAGCCCGCUUGAAAAUGAUUGGGCAGGCCAGGCCCCAUUAAACCUUGGAGGAGGCACUUCUCUUUCUUUUUCUUCUGAAGAUGUGGUGUGUCAGCCUUGCACCAGCAGGGAGGAUUUAUCUCUUGCCCCCCACCCCAACCCCUCAAUCCGUCUCCGCUGGGCUGGCGACACUUGAUAGGACUCUCUCCCUCGUUAGCAAAAUUAUACUGUGUUUUCUUUUCAUCAUGCAAAAAACUGGCCUGGGAAUCCACUGUGGCAUUUUUCAAGAAUCAUGGAAAGUGAUGUGAUUCCCUCCCCUCCCCCCUCAUCAUUGGAGAGAAUGGAUGGGGCCAGGCAUCAUCAAUGGGUUAAUUAAACUCUAAUGCCAGAGCUGCCCAAGCUACAGCAUGGAAGAAUUCUGGGAAACCCAAGGGCUGAGAAUUCUUUUGCCCACAGAACAGUUAUCUAGACUGGAAUUUUCUAUUAAACACUUAAGUUGCAAUAUGCUAAUCACACUUUACAGAGAAAGAAAAUAAAAGCUAUAUUUUCAAGGCCUUAGUCAUGUCAGAACCAACUAAGCUCCUUUUCAUCCUCCUGCCUUUUUCCCUUUCACGUGGAUGUGUCAAGCCUUGGGUUUGAAAGCUAGCUUAUAGAACACAACUGAAAACUCUUGUCUUUUUCACCAGAAUAAUGUGCCAGUUUUUGUAGCAGCAUUUUCUCUUGGAAGCAGAAAUGCUGCUUUGUCCCAGAGCAAACACCAACUUGGGCUGGGAAGAGAGGCUCUUACCAUACCCAUUCCCCAUUUUUAUAUAAUUUAUCAAGAAAGAUUAAAGUCAUGUUUCCUCAUUUCAAUCUGCUCUAGUUCACUAACCCACCUUUGUUUCUGCCUGCCUUCCCAGGGAGGAGUGCCAGCCUAGCAGGCAGAGCAGAGCUGAACAGUCUUGUUUUCUUUGGUUUCCCCCUUUUGCCAUGUGUUCUGUUAAACACAAAAAACACUCCCUUUAGUUUGUUGGGGGAUAUAAAUUAUUCUCAGGAAGAAUAUAAUGAACUGUACAGUUACUUUGACCUAUUAAAAAGGUGUUACCAGUUAA